AUGGCCCAGGGUCUGUUGAAGAAAAGCAAGCCUGCUACGGCAACCGCUAAGCGAUCCUCGCUCGCAGCUUCCAAGACGAAGCGCGGUCCGCGACAGAUUGCGCCGAAGAAACAGGCUCUUAUUCGACAGGCGAAGAUGACCAAGAAACUCACCUCCGGACUGGUCACGAAGACGGAACGCAGUCUUGCUACCAAGGCGGGUCAUUUGGAGUUGCUGGCUGGUGGUAAGAAGGAUAAGGCUGACAAGGCCAAUAAGAAGAAAUAA
Penicillium cataractarum is the source of this 264-nucleotide messenger RNA. Its product is annotated as DUF2462 domain-containing protein. The coding region runs from base 1 to 264 and encodes 87 amino acids. NCBI's taxonomy places the organism in Eukaryota, Fungi, Ascomycota, Eurotiomycetes, Eurotiales, Aspergillaceae. The record is from RefSeq and is a predicted model, not a curated record. The transcript has 3 exons.